AUAAGCCAUUAUAAUACUUGGAACUUAUUUAAACGAUCACAUUGACACUUAUCGGUUAGAAUAAAAUAAAUGGGCAGCUAGUAAAUAGGAUCUUGAAAAAUGUAACUUGUAACCUUUGUAGCUAUAAGGAUAUGCUUAAUAAUUACUUAUGAUGAAUUUAUAAAACUUAUUAAACUUGAAUAGAUUUCAUAAAUGACAAACGUAGGCAGUUAUUAAAGAAAAGCUUCGUAAAUUCAUCGAAAUAACUUACUAAUAAUAGGAUUCGUCAUAUCAAAGAUAAAGCUAAAAAGAUCAUUUUCACAAAGUCCUCAGAAACUACUCCGGCUACGGUGAUUUUGAAGAUCUAUUUAAAUCCCGAAAGGUUUCUGAUGAAGGAAGUGAUUGUUUAAUGCACAUUAACGGCUUCGCUCGGGAAAAAUAUAAUAAAUUAUAAACCUUAACCUUCCUCAGGAGUCACACUAUCUAUUAGUGAAAACUGUACAAAAAUCCGUCCUAUAGUUUUUGAUAAGUAUUAUAAAUUCUGUUCUUGUUUAUGCUGACAUAAGAGGCAAGGCUGGUUUGGUUUUAGUCUCAAAUUAGCUACGGAAAGAGAUACGAUUAGUUGGAACGAUGAUAAAAAGAACUGAUUGGAGGUUGCUCUGGAUCUUUAUCCAGACACGUUGUUACCACAAUAAGCUUUUACUCUUGUUGCAUUCAACGCGUGAAAAAAUCGUAUCCGUACAGUAAACCAAUAUGAUUUUUUUUGAUCCAGAUCCACUAUCAGGCCUUGCUUGUAAUGCAUUGCCAUCGGAACUAAAGCCACGUGUAAAAUUUCAUGACCGUGCUAUUAACCGUUGAAGAAUUUCCUCGUCGGAAGCCGAUACUGGGCGCACCAUGGAUAUAUGCUUCAAAAUUGAGUUGCAAGAUUCCACCUGAACAAACAUUUAUGAUCAUACAUACAUACUUGCAAGUGAAAAAUAAUCGUUUCUAAAAUCAGAUUUGUUUCUGAGGACUUAUUGUUUCGUUAACUAGACUGCUGCGAGCUUUGCUCUAAUUGUAAAUUUUGUAGUGUCUACCUUUUCUCAAGGGAAUCGGGCAAUAACAUGUGCCUGUAUUUGACAUCUAUACAGGGUUACUGGUAUCUAACGCAUAACCUGCCAAAGGCGCAUAAGGUACAUAGAGAGUAAAAUCUUUUGUUCUACGACUUUUGUCUAAACGUAAUAAAUACAAAAAAAUAUAUUUUUGUAUUGUAUUGAUUCCGCUUCAUAAUGUCUCGUUUUGCUUGGCUAUUACAUAGAGUAAGAUGUGUAGAAUCGCAAAUUAGAUUGUAUUUUUUAUAUGAAAAAAAAAAACAACUAUGAAUCACGAAAAGUCUUAGAAUAGAAGUUGCUUGUUUUGAUGUAACCAAGUAGUCUUUAAGACGUUUUGCGUUUGAUACCAGUAUCCCAGUCGAACAUAUACAGAUAUGUUCGUUCGAGUAUGAUUAAAAUAUUGCUCGUUGAAGUAUGGGAUCUGUGUUGUCGUAACGAACUGUCAUUUAGUAUGAAGUGUUAAGAUUUGGAUACCCCAAACAAUCGGUAACCAGACUUAUUGGGCAGUAACAAUGGUGCAGCUCAUAGCUCUGCUUUAUAAGGAUCAACAUGUCGUUACACUGCAUAAACUUUUAAACCUUUGGCUUGAAGCAUCUUUGUCCGAAAGUUCUGAGGAUAAUGAGAGUAAUACUUCUCCACCAGACAGAGGCAGUGAAGAUUCUUCUCCUAUGCUGACGUCGGAUCCUACUUCGGAUUCAUCAGAUACGGGUGGUAGUGGCAAAAGCAAUGACGAACCCAACUCUGUAAAUAAUGGGUGGGAUUCUACUGCGUCCAUGAACAAUAACAGCGAGAAUGGUAAUCAACCUUACCAACAAACGAAGGAUGUUGAAAAUAAAGUUAAUGUUGAAGACAAGACUGAUUCCGCUGAAAAUAUCACCGAAUCUCAAAAAACUGAUGAUGAUUAUAAAGUAUCUAAUUCUGUCAAAAAAGAAGAAAAAAAGAAAUCAGACGAAAAUUCGAAGAGCCAAACAGAUUCAAAAAGUGAUAAAGUACCAGUAUCUGAAACUUCUGAUUGUGGGUAUGGAACACAAAUAGAAAAUCAAGAAUCUAUAUCCACCUCCAGCAACGAGGAUGAAUUACCUUCAAAAAAACCAAUCCACCAAAAGCCACAUAAUCCUAAACAGAGGAUAAAUAACAAACCACGCCCCGGUGUAAUACUGCAGGAUCGCAAACGGAAAAAAAUUGUCAAAAGAGGAAAAUCUAAUAUUAUUUUUUCUCAUUCCAGCAUUAACGUUCAGGGGCUUUCACACAAAACUCCAACAGAUGACGAUAUUUCUAAUAUCAUGAAAGAGUUCACCGUGGAUUUUCUUUUGAAAGGUUACAAUUCCUUGGUUCAAACUCUUCAUAACCAGAUUCUAACCAACAUGCAAUUGGAAAUUGAUACGUCGCAUUUCUUUUGGCUUGUUACCUACUUUCUUAAAUUCGCAACACAAAUAGAAUUGGACUUGGAGCAUAUUUGUGCUGUUCUUUCUUAUGACAUCGUGUCAUACUUGACUGCGGAAGGGGUCAAUUUAUGUGAACAAUUUGAGUUGGCGAUAAAAUUAGACGGUAACGAUUUGAAGCCCAGUUUAAGAAGAUUGCAUCUGGUGGUUACUGCCAUUAGAGAAUUUGUCCAAGCAAUUGAAGUUUACAAAAAGUUUGGACAUAUGUGUAAAGAUGAUCAAGACUCUUUACUAAAACUACAAAUUAAAAUGUGUGAGACUGAAGAAUUGAGGUCAUUGUUAGUCUUAUUAUUGCGCCAUUAUGAUCCUAAAUAUCAUUCGAAGCAAUAUCUACAGGACCUGAUUGUAACAAAUCACAUAUUGUUGAUGUUUUUGGAUAGCGUCAUGAAGUUACCCGAAUACAGUGGCACCACCAACAUGCACGAUCAUAUAAGACAGUUCGCAACGCCUGAUAUAAUGCUGCAAUAUGGAAUUCUGCUGGAAGACUACGCGAGCAAUGGUGAAUUCGUUAACGACUGCAUCUUCACACUGAUGCACCACGUGGGGGGCGAACUUGGCUCUCUCAUUACUUUGUUUCAACCAAAGAUAUUAAAAACUUUUACUUCUAUAUGGAAAUCUGAAUUUGAAAUUUGUGAUGACUGGUCUGAUCUCAUUGAGUAUGUCAUAAAUACAUUUAUAAAAAAACCACACACUCUGCAAAGUACAACCAACUUUAGACUGGAUACAGAGAGUUUCGACGAUGACAAAAUAUUUGUCAAGCCUUUAGCUAAAUCAGGUAAACCCGGAAAACAAAACACAGAUAUGGAUAAAAAAUCUAACAGUACUUCACCCGGUGUUUCCAAAGACAAUUGGACUGAAGACGAAUUGUCGUCAUUAAGUUGGCUUUACAUGCAAUGUAGCACUUUGUCAGAUGUAAUCGGAGAAAUCAUUAAACUUUAUAAGGAGGAUGGUAUCAUAAAGUCUAGGGACUCGGUGAUUAAAGAACUUUUGAAACAGAACAUCAUUAACAAUAGUGAAUAUGACGAAUACCAACAGAAAGAGUGUGAUCGAACGGCUAAAAUACUCCAAGUUCACAAAGAGGCGAGGGACGACGAAAUCUGCAAGUUAUGUGACCAAUUGACUCAAGAUGGGAAGUCAAAGUUUUUGGAUUGGGUGCAAAAAGUUAUUCUAGAUACAUGUUAUGCUAAACUUUAUGUUGAAAAGAAAAAAAUCAUUCAAAGUGAUACCCCUGCCGCUAAUUCAGACUUUAAAAUGUUGAAUUUUGAGUUGUUUAAGAAGAAGUCGAGUGAAUUACCAGAAAUGUCGCCGGUAUCCUAUCAUUCUUUAUUGUCAGAUCAGUCAGUGCCACUGGUUCCCUGGAAUUGCGAGCAAGCGGCUAUUUGCAAAGACUUAAAGUUUCUUCAGCUCCUUCACAAAUUGGGUUUUCACAUGCCUGUCGAUUCCGGAAAAGUUUUUAUUCGUAUACCACAUUUUUGGACUGCCGACUUUCUGUACGAAGUAGCAUCAAAAAUCUCAACCAUUGACAUAACUAAGUUGAAGUUUUCUAUGGACGAAAUAUUUGAUGGCGCAGCGACGCACUCUCAACGAAACAGAUACCUGGUGGCGUCGGGUCACAGUAGUGACGUCACUAUGAUUGAGACGACAGACAACUUUUAUCAAAUACAUAAGCAAAAACACCUCGCAACCAUGGUUAACUUUACACCUAUGCCUGGGUCGUCUUUCAACGCUGAGAGCGACGAAGUUUCUAAGCAAAACUGGUUAGAAGUAGUGCAAAAUUCGCAAGAAUAUAAAAUGUCUCUCGAAAAGUCCAUGAGUAACAGUAAUGCAAGAUCUAGUUGCACGGACAUAGUGAUGCCAAGAGCGGUAGAGGAAGUCAUAACAGCGUCCACCGCCGCUCCCCCGCUGGACAGCGCCCUGAGGGACACCCCCACUCCCUUGUCCGGCUCCUCAGUCCUCAUGCCCGUUAAUAUGAAUAUUAAGCAGGACAAUCUGAAUUACAACUUGCAACUUGCCGAGUCAGAAUAUUACAAUAAUAGUGUGUGUGAAACUGCAUCCGUCGCUUCGGACCUGACCAGAAUGUACGUGUCAGACGAAGACGAAAAAGAAACACUCCUACGUCCAAUCAUGGACGUCAGUCCAUUGUUGGACGAUCGGUUUUCAAGCGACUCUGAGAAUACCAUUGCAGAAAAGCGCCCGAGAGUACAAUUUUAAUAAUAAAGGUAGCAACGUUUAAGUUACUAGGUACUCAAAUUAUUUUAGUGUUGGAUGUUAUUAAGUAGCUUUAUUGCAGAGAAAAAAAAAGAGUUGAACUAGUAAUUAUAUUUACAGUGUUUUGUAAUUUAAGUAAUUUUACGUGUGCAUUUUAAGACAUUUAGGUUUAAACUAAUAUAUUUUUAUUGGCGAAAACUGUUUUCUUACAUUUCCUAUAUAAUUUUUUUAUAUUCAGUACUAGGUAUAUUUGUAAAUUAAUCAAGAAAGAAAAAUAUAUUCUAGUGCCGACGUAUUAUGUUUAAUUGACACUUGUUGUUAUAUAGUAAAUAUAUUUAUAUUUAACAAA
Plodia interpunctella (Indianmeal moth) is the source of this 5069-nucleotide messenger RNA. RefSeq names its product timeless (gene tim). Gene Ontology annotation, cellular component: replication fork protection complex. The transcript has 15 exons. The record is from RefSeq and is a predicted model, not a curated record. Gene Ontology annotation, biological process: DNA repair; DNA replication checkpoint signaling; entrainment of circadian clock. NCBI's taxonomy places the organism in Eukaryota, Metazoa, Arthropoda, Insecta, Lepidoptera, Pyralidae. Bases 1583 to 4723 code for a protein of 1046 amino acids. Gene Ontology annotation, molecular function: DNA binding.